AUGUGCUGGGGCGCCAUCACGGUGCCUCUGCAGGACGUGACGGUGGCUGAGUCGCAGACGGCGGCGCUGGAGUGCGAGGUCGCCAACGCCUCAGCUGAAGGUAGCUGGCUGAGAGAAGGUCAGCCGGUUGACUUCAAUGACAACGUGACGAGCGAGACGAAGGGCUGCGUCCGCCGGCUGCUCAUCUUCAUCACCAGGCCGCAGGACGUGGGGGAGUACAGCUACCAGGUGUCCAGCUCCAAGACCAGCGCCACCCUGAGGGUGGAGGCGGUGAAGAUGAAGAAGACCCUGAAGAACCAGACGGUGACGGAGACCCAGGACUCGGUGUUCUCUCUGGAGCUGACGCACAGCGGGGUGAAGGGCUCGCAGUGGAUCAGGAACGGAGUCGAGCUGCAGAACAGCGACAAGUUCCAGAUGUUCUCCGAGGGAACCGUGCACACUCUGAGGGUGAAGAGCUGCAGCACGCAGGACGAGGGGGUCUACUCCUUCAAGCUGGGGAAGCUGUCGGCCAACGCCCGGCUCAACGUGGAGACGAUUAAGAUCGUGAAGAAGAUAAAGGACGUGACGUCUCUUCUGGACGGCACCGCCUCCUUCGAGCUCAGUCUGUCUCACGACGACAUCCCGGUCCGAUGGACCUUCAACGGCUCGGAGCUGAAGAGCAGCGAGAAGAUCCAGAUCCUGUCGGAGAGGAAAGCUCACAAGCUGGUUCUGCAGAACGUGGACCAGAGCCUGGCCGGGGAGUACAGCGCCGUGGUGGGACACCUGCAGUGCAGCGCCACGCUCACCGUGGAGGCCCUGAGAGUCACCAAGCCUCUGAAGAGCGUCUCGGUGCCGGAGACGCACACGGCGUCCUUCGAGUGUGAGGUCUCUCACUUCAAUGUGCCGUCCACCUGGCUGAAGGACGGCGUGGUAAUCGAGAUGAGCGACAAGUUCAGGAUCGUGGUCCAGGGGAAACUCCACCAGCUGAAGAUCACCAACACGAGCCGAGAAGACGCCGCCGAGUACACGUUCGUGUGUGGGAACGACCGAGUGUCCGCCAAGCUCACCGUCACCCGUAAGACUCUUAUUCAAUCUAAAGGAAUCAAUAGAGUCUGAGGAGAGAGAGGCUGGAGGUCAGAAUGUACUGUCACCCUUAACAACGGAAGAGGAUGAGCUAGACAUGUCAUGUUGGAGAUCUGAAGAAAAAAAUUAAAUAAAUUG
Notothenia coriiceps (black rockcod) is the source of this 1200-nucleotide messenger RNA. RefSeq names its product titin-like. The transcript is spliced from 5 exons. Bases 1 to 1095 code for a protein of 364 amino acids. NCBI's taxonomy places the organism in Eukaryota, Metazoa, Chordata, Actinopteri, Perciformes, Nototheniidae. The record is from RefSeq and is a predicted model, not a curated record.